Meira miltonrushii is the source of this 1479-nucleotide messenger RNA. RefSeq names its product NAD(P)-binding protein. Bases 113 to 1273 code for a protein of 386 amino acids. The transcript has a single exon. Gene Ontology annotation, molecular function: oxidoreductase activity. NCBI's taxonomy places the organism in Eukaryota, Fungi, Basidiomycota, Exobasidiomycetes, Exobasidiales, Brachybasidiaceae. The record is from RefSeq and is a predicted model, not a curated record.
CGCAUGAAUUCUUAUUCAAUGUCCCGUGCAUAGUCUCCACGACUCUCGCUAGUGUGGAGAGGGUGGCAACUUUUCCUGUUAAUUUCCAUCGUCAUUAUCGCGAGCAUCCGAAAUGUCUUUGAAUAAUGUUCCACAAUCAUGCAAAGCCUUUCAAUUAGAAAGAGGUGCCCAAAAAGGUGAAAGGAAUCAAGCCAUAUUACGUUCGAUCGAAAUUCCAAAAGAAAAAGAAGGAAUGGUUUUAGUUCAGAUGACUGCAGCAGGAUUCAAUAGGAGGGAUGAAUGGGCUAUGCAAGGUUUAUAUCCCGGUUUAACUUUUGGCGAUUCAACGAUUGGUUGUGAUGGCGUUGGAAAAGUCGUUCGCGGAAAGAUGGAGAAAGAUUCACGUUUACCAACUCAUCCGAAUGAUUUAGUCAUUUUGGUGCCUACACGCGGAUGGCAAAAAGAUCCUCUUGGUCCCGAACCUGCUCUUGAAAAGACAAAGAAUGGUUUAGGCGGAAACGGUUUUGGCUUAUUGGGUUCUACGAAACCAACCAAUGGCGUUGGAACGUUUAUUGAAUAUUGUCAAAUCGAAAAGGAUAUGGUGGUAAACGUUCCGGCUCAUUUGAAUAGCCUUCAAGCAGCUUGUCUUCCGUGCGGAGGUGUGACUGCUUUUCGCGCUUUAUUCACCAAAGCAAAAAUUGAGAAAGGUCAAUCCAUUUUGAUCACUGGAAUUGGAGGAGGUGUUGCUAUCCUUGCUCUUCAAUUUGCCGUUGCAAGAGGUGCAAAUGUUUUCGUUACAGGUGGAACGCAAGAAAAAGUGAAUCGAGCCAUCGAAUUGGGCGCAAAGGGUGGCGUACUUUAUCGUGAAAAAGAUUGGCCAAAACGAUUAGCAAAGAUGGUCAAAGAUGAAAUGGUUGAAAGGCCAUAUUUAGACGCUGUGAUUGAUAGUGCGGGAGGUGAAGUACCAGCUCAAGCAGCUAUAGCAGGUUUAAAGAAUGGCGGAAAGAUUGUUUGUUAUGGUAUGACUGCUUCUCCAAAGAUGACGAUCACAAUGCGUGAAGUUUUGCGAAAUGUUGACGUGAUGGGUUCAACGAUGGGAAGUGCGGAAGAGUUUAAGGAAAUGAUUCAUUUUAUUGAUCAAAAUAAGAUCGUGCCUGUGAUCGAUACCGUUUUAGAUGGUUUGCAAGAGGCGAAGUCAGGUUUCGCGCUUUUACAAGAUGCCGAUAAACGUAGCGGAGGAAAAGUUGUCAUUAAAAUUGCUCAAGAUACAAAAGAACGUCAAAGUAGAAUGUAAAGAAGUGUAACUCUUCUUCUUGUCCCAUUCAUAUGUCGUUCAAUCGAUUAUAUUAUAUGAUAAUGUUUUUACUUGUCGUGCUUUUAAAGUCAAGAUCUCUUUCAUAGCGCAGCGCAUGGCGCGCUAAAGGCGUCAAGGAUAAGAAGGGCCCUAUCUUAAUGUACACUUUAAGUGUAUAUUCAUUAUCUUAUAAUUUUGAGUGGGGU